Molecule: messenger RNA, 559 nt
Organism: Lolium perenne
Lineage: Eukaryota; Viridiplantae; Streptophyta; Magnoliopsida; Poales; Poaceae
Source: RefSeq, a predicted model, not a curated record
ACAUCACCUUCUACCCCUGUAUCGAUGACCUCUUCUCCCUCACCGGCUUGGUCUCCACCGCCCUCGACUACUCCAUCGCCGGUAUCCACCCUGCAGCAGCCGCCACCCACGGUCCCUCCUCCCGUUGUUCAACCGACGGUGAGGAGGAGUGGGAGGUACGCUCUUGCGGUGGAUGGGGCGGGGCCGACGGAUGAGGACGCCAUGCAGAGAGCCAUGCGGCGUAAGGCUGAGAAGAACCUCGACACGGCAGGUCAUCUACAGAUGUACAUGUAUUCUCCGUUCAUGGUUACCUCUACAGCGAGUGGAGAACCGACAGCUAUUUACGGAGGUCUGUACACGGUUGGAGGCUACGGCGAGGGAUACUUUUUCCCUACAUGGGUGGCAGCAUAGUCUACGGAUAGAUGCCCCACCUACACUUUAGGCGUUAUAUGAUUCAUCGUUCCGAUAUGUAUCUCGCCUAGUUUUUAUUAUUUAUCCUUUUGGACUUGAGACAACAAAACGGCUGUGUGCAUCCUGGUUAUGCAGAGGCUGGAUGUAAUUGCUUAUUAAAGUAAUAAAG